UUUGCUACUUCAGAUAGUAGCAAAACAUUCAUUAGAAAAAUUUCUUGCUGUGAUUGCUGAAAGAAUUGCUCUUCUUUGCUCUAAGUAUAUUUCUGCCAAUAAUUGUAUUAGUUAUUAUAAUCUAAGAAUUAUAGAAGUUAGAGCUGAAAAUGACAAUAGAGACCUUCAAAAGAAGAUUUAGAGAGGCUAAAUAAUAUGCUCAGAAUCACAGAGUCUGUACACAGUACACUUGGUUGAAACCAGUUCCCCAAAUUCAGUUCUUUUCUCCUUCUAUCUCUCGCCAUUAUGAAAUAAUGAUGAAGAAACACGAAAACAUCCUUGUCUUUUAUUCCCCCUUUUCUAGAUUCGAAGUAAACUAUCAACCACUCUUUUGUGUUUGCUAUUUACAAAUUGCAGCUACUUUCAUUAGUAUAGCAAUGAUCCUUAAAACCUGACAACUUAAAUAUAAUUUCAGAUAAAGCAAGGUAUAAAGAAGAGUCAUUCAGGCUAAUUUUACACACCCAAAUUGUUAACUAGAUUGCAAAUUCCUUGAGAGGAGGGACUGUUUCAUUUUUGUAUUUGUAACUCGAAGACUGAGUACAUCAAGCUUACUCCUGAAGACUGCAUUCUCAAGCAGCUUGAUACCUCCCAAAUGGGUGGUUUAUUCUCUCAUUUGUCAGCAAUCUUGGCAAGGCAGAGUAGUAAGUAAACCCUUAAUUCUUCAGUGAUCCUUUCAGAACUUUUCCCUGCCGUGAUCACUUUAAAAACAUUUUCUCUUCCUGACAGUUCAUUUCAUCCUUGUCCUUAUCUUUCUUCUUGUCAUCCACAAACCUGUUCAUCCACCCUCCCCACAAGCCUAAUUAAUCCAUUUAGUGUCCAGACUCAUAGGCUUCUUACCCUCAAUCUUUAAUUCCUUCAAAUUCAUUGUUUUUCUAGAUUCUGAUCCUCUAAAGUUCCUAUAGCUUCUGAUUCCAUUAUGCUAAAAAUGUUAGGAUUAAUCCUAUCUCUGCUUCCCCCCUUCCUUACUUAAUUCCUAAAUUUACCCCAUGUACCAGAAAUCCUAGUUAUGACUCUAAUGGAAUACUUUCAUCCCUGAAGGAAUACAAAGGGCUUCUUGCCAUUGGGCCCUCUUUUGUCUAGAUUUUACACAAGCAAAUGAUUAAUCAUUAGUAUUCACUUUGCAGAUGAAAAUUCAUCUUUUCUUAAUAUACUGGAUUAAAAGAUUAUAUACAUAUAAGAGGAAAAGAUCUGAUUCAUCUAAUAGUCACUGAUAUGAGCAGACAGGCUUGGGCAUGGGGCCAUGCCUGGCAGGGGCCUCAUAUGUGGAAUCCUCUUCCCUUUACAGAGUCUUUCAAGGUCCUGUUCAAGCUACAUUUGUUGUUUACAAUGUGCAAAACACUACUAGCUUCAGGGGAAUUGCAGAGACAUAUACGUGACAUAGGUCCUGCCUUCAAGUUCUGAAUCUACCAUUGGGAAUACAGAUUGAACCCAGAUGACUGCAAGAAAAGUCACAUAGAUGCCUUAAAAGCAGAUAAUAUGAGGUAUAGAAGUCAAAGGAGAAGCAAAUCACUCCUAGAAGAGGUGGUCUAGGAAGGAUUCCUACCUAGAGGUUUUAUAAGACAAUAGAAAUUUGCUGAUGAAUUAUGCAUGUUUUGCUGUCUGAAUGAAUUUGUUUUAUUUUGUGUUUCCCCAAAACUCCCAAAGAUGGGUGCUGCAUCGAGUCAACCUGCCACAACAAUGGGUGCUGCAGCGAAUGAACCUGCCACAACAUUCCAUGAUGAUGCCCUGAGAAUUGUACUGGUUGGAAAAACUGGAAAUGGAAAAAGUGCAGUAGGGAAUACCAUCCUGGGGAAGGAAGUUUUUAUAUCUAAAACUAUAUCACAUUCAGUGACCCAGAUCUGUGAAAAAGCAGUUGGAACCUGGAAAGGGAAAGACCUUACAGUUGUUGACACACCUGGGUUGUUUGACACAAAGAAGAGUCUAGAAACCACUUCUAAAGAGAUCAGUCGCUGUGUCAUCUUUUCUUGCCCAGGACCACAUGCCAUCAUUCUGGUUCAGCAACUGGAUCGAUACACUGAUGAAGCAAAACACACUGUCUCUUUGAUUAAGGCAAUCUUUGGGAAGUCAGCCAUGGACUAUAUGGUCAUCUUGUUCACUCGGAAAGAUGACUUGGGAGAUGGGACCCUAGAUGACUUUGUAAGAAAUUCUAAUGAAGAUCUCCAAAAUCUUGUCCAAGAGUGUAGUGGAAGACACUGUGCCUUUAAUAACAAAGCUGAAGGCAAUGAAAGAGAAACACAGGUAAAGGAGCUUAUGGACAUAAUUGAAAAAAUGGUAAAGGAUAAUGAGGGGAAAUACUAUUCAGAUGAAAUAUACAAGAAAACUAAUGAGUCACUGCAAAGACAAAGAGAAGUCUUCAAGGAAAUCUAUACUGCACAAAGAGAUCGUGAGCUGAAAAAUAUAGAGGAACAAUAUGCUGACAGAUAUCCUCUGACAGAAGAGGAUCAAAGGGAAAAGGAAAAACAAAUAGAAGAGGUAAACAAGGAUUAUGAGAAAAAAAUGAAAAAUAUAAACACAGAUGCUGAGAAGUCUGUAUUUGGCCAAAUUGUUCAGUAUGUGAGGGAUAAGAUUUCUCAAAUUUCUGGUUGGUUUAGAAAAUAAUGAUCCAUUGAUUUCUUAUAAAUGGUGAUAUCUUGGAUGUACAGAAUUAUAACAUUAUGAAAUGGGUAGAAAUAGGUCCUACUUCUCUUCAUGUCACUGAGAGAAGUGAUUUUUAAAUGAAAGAGCAUUAUAUGUUGGGGAUAGAGCCCCUACUGGGGAUUUUCCAUAUUAUAUAACUCCCAGAAUUGAAUUCUGCACUUGUUUUGCCUGAUACUUUAUUUACCAUGUGCCUAAGAAGUAGGCUCUGACACUUCAAACACUUUAUGGAAGCAAGUAGCUAAUUAGUCAUGAAUAAUUCUGUACAUAAAUAAGAAAUGGCACCGUUUAGCAUGGGAGAAAUGUUUAUGUAGUAAGGAGGACCAGGAGUUGGUCAUGGUCCUAUCAUCAUCAUAGAAGUCAGAUUACUCCUUGGACAGCUUUCUGACUCCUUACUGUCCUGAGUCUGACAUGAUAUUAUUCUCCCAUAUUUAUUAAUUCUUUUUAUGUGUCACCUCCAUACUUAACAAAUAAACAAAAAUUAUUCCAUUUUCCUCCUAAACAUGGCUUUACUUUUCAUUUGUGCUCCUGUUCAGCUACUAAGAACUCUUUGCUUUGGCCUAUAGGGAAUAUAAGCUCCCCAUUAGCAGGUAUUGUUUCACUCAUUAUACUUGUAUUCCCAGGACUAUCUACUAUAUAGCAGAUGUGUAAUAAAUGCUUGUUAAUGGUUGUACUUAGCCAAGUUAUGUCACUGAUAUGAGACAUUAUACUGCCAUCUCAUUGACUGGGUUCUUCAAAGACCUGAGCUCCAUAUAGCUUUUCUUUCUCCUCCCCAAUUCACUAAAUAGGAGAAGUUAUUGCUAAAACUGAUUGGGUUAACAAGGGAAAAUAGAAUUAUCUUGAGAUUUAAAUUCCAUGGAAUAAGUAUUGUACUGUGACUAGAGAUAGUUGAUUAUACCUUGUGAAGAUGGAAGGAUGCUUCAUUAAGGAAAUAAACAUUUAUAUAAUCUAUUA
Molecule: messenger RNA, 3627 nt
Organism: Antechinus flavipes (yellow-footed antechinus)
Lineage: Eukaryota; Metazoa; Chordata; Mammalia; Dasyuromorphia; Dasyuridae
Product: GTPase IMAP family member 7-like
Exons: 3
Coding region: 1627-2637 (336 amino acids)
Molecular function (GO): GTP binding
Source: RefSeq, a predicted model, not a curated record